CAAAGUUCCUCUCAAUUAACCCUAGAAUUACAAGAGAAGAUAAAUAAAAUAUCUGAAUCAAAUUUAACAUGGCGAGAUCCACUUGCUAGUAAGGUAAUAAGUGAUGAGUCUGAUUUAGUUCAAAACCUGUCGAGUGGGGCAAAAAAAUCUUUUAUGAGACCAUUCAAUAAGAUGCAGGUACAAACACCUUCUAUUAUUCACGAUAUGUGCGUUAUCUUUGUAAAAAAUUUUCAUGAUGAUAUGGAAACUAUACCACAACAUCUUUUCCAUGAUAAUACUUGGAAGGAAAGUGACAAGACUUUGGUAAAUGUUACAGAAAAUAUUCUCGAUUUCUUAAGAGAUAUUUGGAAGAAUCCAGCUUACAACGUAGAGUUUGUGAGUGCUCAAA
Messenger RNA from Diversispora eburnea, 388 nucleotides. The record is from the annotation of a GenBank genome assembly. NCBI's taxonomy places the organism in Eukaryota, Fungi, Glomeromycota, Glomeromycetes, Diversisporales, Diversisporaceae.